Pygocentrus nattereri (red-bellied piranha) is the source of this 2820-nucleotide messenger RNA. RefSeq names its product myelin expression factor 2 (gene myef2). The transcript is spliced from 17 exons. Gene Ontology annotation, molecular function: mRNA binding. Bases 56 to 1822 code for a protein of 588 amino acids. Gene Ontology annotation, biological process: regulation of mRNA stability involved in response to oxidative stress. NCBI's taxonomy places the organism in Eukaryota, Metazoa, Chordata, Actinopteri, Characiformes, Serrasalmidae. The record is from RefSeq and is a predicted model, not a curated record. Gene Ontology annotation, cellular component: nucleus; post-mRNA release spliceosomal complex; cytoplasm.
UGGCGACGAGUGAAGGCGCAGCGCCGCAGCGUUCGGAGCGCAGACAGACGCGAUCAUGGCCGAGACCAGCGCCGAGUUCGAGAGCGAAGUCAAGCAGGAGGAGUCGCCCGGUGCCUCCCCGAACACCGAGGGGGACGAAGACGCGCCGUCCGAGAACACUAACGGCGUUAAAAAUGAGGAUGAGGAGGAGACUUCCAAGGAGAAAUUGGAGGGCAAGGAGAAGUCUUCCAGUGGCCGGAAGUCCAACCGCUACCACCCAUACAAGGAGCGUCACGGGGGAUCCGGAGACAAGAAGUCUGGCCACCGAAACCGCGUGUUCAUUAGCAAUAUCCCUUAUGAUAUGAAGUGGCAGGCAAUUAAAGAUCUAAUGCGAGAGAAAGUCGGUGAGGUUACAUACGUGGAGCUCUUUAAGGAUGCUGAAGGAAAGUCAAGGGGUUGCGGGGUGGUUGAAUUCAAAGACGAGGAGUUUGUGAAGAAAGCUUUGGAGGUCAUGAAUAAGCACGAUCUUAAUGGAAGGCCUCUGAACAUUAAAGAGGAUCCUGACGGAGAGCAUGCACGGCGAGUGCUGCAGCGCUCUGGGUUCUCUGGGGGCAGGGGGUCUGAUGGGGGUCCGGCAGGGAUGAAUUUGCCCCCCUCCAUCAUCAACAACCCCAACAUCCCUCCAGAAAUAAUCAAUGCGCUGCAGGCUGGACGUCUUGGGUCCACAGUGUUUGUGGCCAACCUGGAUUUUAAGGUGGGCUGGAAGAAGCUGAAGGAAGUGUUCAGCAUGGCCGGCACGGUGAAGAGGGCGGAUGUGAAGGAGGAUAAAGAUGGGAAGAGCAGAGGAAUGGGCAUAGUCACCUUUGAGCAGUCGCUGGAGGCUGUGCAGGCCAUCUCCAUGUUUAAUGGUCAGAUGCUGUUUGACAGACAGAUGCAUGUGAAAAUGGAUGAGAAGUCUCUUCCUUCGGAUGACUUCCGUUCGGCCGAUAAAGCGCCUCAAUUGCCUCGUGGUCUUGGGGGUAUUGGGAUGGGUUUGGGUCCUGGUGGUCAGCCAAUUAACACCAACCGUCUGAGCGGAGGAGGAGGAGGAGGAGGUGGUGGUGGUGGAGGAGGAGGAGGAGGAGGAGGUGGAGGUGGAGGAAUGAACUCCAUGGGAGGAAUGGAUGGAGGUAGUUAUGGAGGCAUGAACAGGAUGGGAGGAAUGGGUGGAUCAGGGUUUGGAGGGAUGGAUGGAGUGGGUGCUAUGGGUGGAUUCGGAGGGAGAGACAUGGCGCCCAUGGGCCGGAUGGGAGAUAUGUAUCGUGCUGGUAUGGGUGGAAUGGACCGUGACUUUGGCCGCAGUGAUAUGGGGAUGAACCGUCCUUUUGGAGACUCGUUUGGGGGUCUAGGAGGCGGAAUGGGGGGAUACGGAGGAGGAAUGGGAAAUGCUGGAAUGGGACCUAUGGGCGCAGGAUUAGGAGGGAUGGGCAAUAUGGGCAUGGACCGCAUGAGUGGGGGUUUCGACCGGAUGGGCGGGAACAUGGAUAUGAGCCGAGGCUUCGGCCAGUACGGAGGCGGCUCUGGUCACAUGGGCGGCAGCAUGUCGGGCAUGGGGUCAAAGGCAGGGUGCCAAAUCUUUGUGAGAAACCUGUCUUAUGAUCUCACGUGGCAGAAGCUGAAGGAGAAGUUCAGCCACUGUGGUCAGGUGAUGUAUGCCGAGAUAAAGAUGGAGAACGGGAAGUCCAAAGGCUGCGGGACGGUGCGGUUCGACUCUCCGGAGAGCGCCGAGAAGGCCUGCAGGCUGAUGAACGGAACCAAGAUAAACGGCAGGGAGGUGGACGUACGCCUCGACCGCAAUGUGUAAACAAGAUAAACGCUCUGUCACAGCACCCCUCCUCCAUCAGGUCGUCCCCAAACUGUCCCUUUCAGGCCAUUGUUUUGUUUUAAAAACACUUUUCUAAACUUUUGGACUGCAUCUCUCUCACAUUCAUACACAGUGACAUCAUCAUAAUCAGACUCGUAGUGGAUGUGCAUAAUGUUUUGUUUAUAUACCGUGACUUUUUUUUUUUUCUUUUUUUUUUUUCUUUUUUUUUGUAAACCCUUUUUAAUUUGUGGAUCACCAGUAUAUUUGGAUGAAAAACAAUAAACUUUUUAAUUUUUAAGCUCCGCCGUCUUGACUGUGGUCUCGAUUUAAAGCGUAUGAGCUGCUGGGUGAGCAUACGGUCAAAGAUUACAGCAAAAUAAACAAAUAAAUGCGUUUAUAUUGAAACGAAUCUGGUCUAAAACCCUAUAAAACUUUACAGAAGGCUUCCUCGUAAAGUUCGGCGAGUAACUGAAAUACCAGUCGUGACUUUGACACCGUCUUCCUUACGGCUUUAACUGUCCCCACAAGGACUUUACGCUCUGUGGAGAUACAGCAGGGCUUUUAGAGGCAUUAACUUUCUGUUGGUUUACCUGACAGGAGUUAAAACGAACCUAUUAACUUUCCCCAGUGUGAAGAUCACUGUUUCUAGCAUGAUUUAAAUGCUUUAUAUGUAACAUGUUUUUAUAUGUAGUAAUUCAAACUUGUGAAUUGUUUAUUAAGUUUAGAAGAGCUGUCUGGUGAUUUAUACAAAUGCUUGUUACGUUUACGCAGCGAUUGUAUUUAUAAGAGCCCAGUUAAGAAAAGGUCUGCAUUUGAUGGGCAAAAUAAUAGAAACGCUACAGUAAGGCGUAUUGGAAGAUGCCAUAACAGUGCAGACCUGUUUUAAUACUGAUCCAAAUACGCAUCUGUUACAAAACACUGUACACGUAUUUAAAAGAUGGUAUGUCUUCAGAGAUGGUUUAGCUUUUGAGUUGAAAUAAAUUGAACAUUAAGGAUCA